Molecule: messenger RNA, 2496 nt
Organism: Periconia digitata
Lineage: Eukaryota; Fungi; Ascomycota; Dothideomycetes; Pleosporales; Periconiaceae
Source: the annotation of a GenBank genome assembly
AAAAACAUCGCCCGUCGCCUCUCCUACGCCAUGUCACCACCAUCUGGCGUCAACGCGCAACUGCGACACCUCGUCCACUACCACCUCGAUAAUGGAAUGCUGGAAAAUGCCCUUUUCUUCGCCGGCCGCCUGCACGCCCUCGAGCCUCGCAACGGAGACGCUGCGCACCUGCUGGCCCUCUGCAAUCUUCGUCUCGGACGCUACAAAGCCGCAUUCGACUAUGCCAAACCGAAGAACCACUCCCCGCAUCUAGGCUGCGCGUAUACAUUUGCGCAGGCCUGUUUGGGCCUGGAGCGGUUCGAGAUGGGCGCCCAAGCGCUUGAGAAGGCGCGCGGGCUGUGGGCGGGUCGAAAUCACUGGAAUAAACACUCGGAUACGUCGAAACGCCACAUGCCCGACGCCGCCGCGUGUUAUCGCCUGCUUGGAAAACUGUAUGCCGCGCACGGCGAGACGAAGAAGGCCAUUGAUUACUACGUAGAAUCGCUUAAGCUGAAUCCCUUGAUGUGGGAUGCCUUUGUGGACUUAUGCGACAUUGGGGCCGUUGUGCGACCCCAAAAUAUCUUCAAGAUUACACCGGACAUACUGGCGUCAAUGUCACACGUUGCGUCGAAUGGCCAUGCGCUCAACUCAUUCACCUCCCAGGACAGCUUUGACCAGAGUAAUCCGUUUGUUUCGACACCGGAUGUGGACCCUUUCAACCCCACGGGACGACCAGGUGCCGAUGUAGGAUUGAAUUUGGGGGGCGCGAACUUGCUAUCGAGACUGAAUGGCAGUGCUCCUAUCUCGUACGCAAAUGGUUCCAGCUCAGCAUACCCGGACGCGGAAACACCAACCUCGAAUGGUCUUUAUAGAGCUGAAGAGGACGUGAUGAUGGGCGAAACAGGCGGUCCAGUGAUGCACGAUCAUCACCAUACAGAACUUCCUCCCCGUGCACCCGUUCGGAAGACCCGGAUGCAAAACCUCAGCGCGGCCAACGAAGAACCGCCAAAGAUGCGGUCAAUAACGACUAGAACGCGGUUCAAAACCGCAUCAGAAAUGAAUGAGAGGACCGAAAUUCCAGGGCCAGUGGGACAGAAUGGUCAUAAGAGAACUAUCUCUGGGCACUCGGCUCGAGAGCAAGCCCAACAAGCCAGCGCGCCACCACCUGUAGAUCCAGCUGCCGCGCCUCCACGGAGGAGCGUGAGAUUGUUGAACACAUUGAGCAGCCAAAUCCGGCCGUCUGGCAGCAGGUUAGCUGCUGCGACGAGUAGGGAUCAGGAAGCCAAGGAUCGUCGGGAGAUGAGGAAGGCAAAAGCCCCGGGAGCAAAGGGUAAAGCUGGUGGCAUGUCGACGGUUGGACGAGUUGUUAGCGGCAAUCGUAAACCACCAGUGGAUCACUCGGAUUCCAUGAAACCGGACUCGAGGCCUGCGAGUGUCGCCUCCACAAUCAUUGCUCCUCCGAAGAUGUUGGUACCGGUCGAUACAAGCAGGGAGCAAGAGGCGCUCAACUGGUUGCUGGAUCUUUUGCUCAAGAUGGGCUCAGGAUAUAAAUAUCUGAGUCGCUUCGAAACCGACAAAGCUCUCGAGGCAUUGCAAUCAAUACCAGCACCACAGAGGGAAACACCUUGGGUGCUUGCACAGAUGGGCAAGGCUUAUUACGAGCGGUCGAUGUAUACAGAAGCCGAAAAGGCAUUCCAACGGAUACGUGACAAGUCACCGUCGCAUCUUGAAGACAUGGAAGUGUAUUCCAACACACUGUGGCAGUUGAAGAAGGAGACAGACUUGUCGUAUCUUGCGCACACGCUUGUCGAUCAGGACCGCCUCUCGCCGCAGGCCUGGUGCGCACUUGGAAACGCAAUGUCUCUCCAACGAGAACACGACCAAGCCAUCAAGUGUUUCUCGCGAGCCACGCAGCUCGAUCCAAAGUUUGCGUACGCCUUCACAUUGCAAGGCCACGAGCACAUUGCGAAUGAGGAGUUCGACAAGGCAAUGUAUGCCUACCGAUGCGCCAUUAGCGCAGACAACAAGCACUACAACGGCUGGUACGGCCUGGGACACGUGUACGAGAAGAUGGCCAAGUACGAGGUGGCAGAAAAGCAUUACAGAGCGGCCUUUGCAAUCAACCCCACCAAUCCUCUGCUCGCCGUCCGGAUUGGAUUCGUUCUCGACCGCAUGAAGAAAACCGAAGCCGCCCUCCACCAAUACGAAGCGGCGAUCCGCCUCGACCCUCGCUCGACCCUUGCCCGUUUCCGCAAAGCCCAAAUCCUCCUCAAGAUCAACGCCCCCGACGAAGCCCUCCAGGAACUCAUGUACCUCAAAGACGCGGCGCCCGAAGACGCCAACGUGCAUUUUGCGCUUGCUCGCACGUUCAAGCGCUUGAGGAACCGCACCGAGGCCGUGCGGCAUUUCACGAUUGCGCUGAACCUGGAUCCCAAGGCGCAGCCACUCAUCAAGGAGGCGAUGGAUAGCUGGGAGGAUGAAGGGGCCGAGGGGUUCAGUAGCGAGGAUGACCGGUGA